AUGGGCGUAAAGCCAGCACAAGGAGAACUUAACAUGGCUCUUCAACCGCUUUUCGCACAUGUUCCACAAGCACACCUCAUCCAUGAUGACCUUAUUGUUGCAACAGAAACCGAUGCAGAACACCAUUCCGCGAUUACUGCCGUCAUGCAAGCCAUCACUAACGCUGGUAUAACCCUUAAUCCAAGCAAGUGCACUUUCGGAGCCACUGAGAUCGAAUUCUGGGGUUUGCGUAUUGGUUCCGCAGGAGUACGACCAGAUCCCGCCAAAGUGGAAGCACUAAAGCACAUCACACCGCCUCGAUCAAAGGAAGAAUUGAUCAGUUUUCUCUGUAUGAUGCAGUCCAAUGCCGAUUUCAUUCCAAACUUCGUACAACACACGGCCAAACUGAGAGAACUGACCAAGAAAAAUAGUCGAUUCACAUGGACGAAAGAACACCAUGCCGCUUACGAAGCAUUAAUCGAACGAUUCACAGUAAAUACCCUACUCGAGUAUUUCGACAUGAGCAAGCCAACUUUCAUUUUCACCGAUGCACAAACUACUGGACUUGGGGCCAUGCUGGCACAAGGAGAUACACCAGAGAGCGCAAGACCAAUUGCCAUAGCUUCUAGAACAACAAACAAGGCCGAGCAGAGGUAUCCACAAAUCGACCUUGAGGCCCUUGGUAUUGAUUUUGCUCUACGACGAUUUCGCAACUAUAUUCUUGGUUCCCCAACCGAUAUCCAGGUUAUAACUGAUCAUAACCAUUAUGCUCUAUCUUCAACGGCAACCGUAAAGGCUCGAUUUGUACAGAAAGAAUAAAGCUCCGCCAUCAAGACAUCAGAUUUACGGUAAUCUACCAGUGUGGGAAAGUUAACCAAUCCGACUACCUAUCCCGACACGCGAAACCAAUCUAGAAACUACCUCGGGAGGAACAAACUGAAGCGGAUGACCUCAAUAAUCUCCUGUUCCUACUUCAUACAACACCAGCCAUCGACUGCGUGGGUAUUGGUGCUAUUGCACAAGCCACAAGUGAAGACCAGACUCUGCAAAAGAUAGCGGCGCUCAUCAAGAAGGGACAGACUUGGAUCCCAAAGACAGAACCUGCCGAAGUUCAACGUUUUCGACCCAUCCUUCCACAACUCACAGUUGCAGGAAAUGGCAUAAUCUUCAAAGAUGAAAGGAUCAUCCUUCCGACUAAGCUCCAAAUAUAA
Molecule: messenger RNA, 1190 nt
Organism: Paramuricea clavata
Lineage: Eukaryota; Metazoa; Cnidaria; Anthozoa; Malacalcyonacea; Plexauridae
Source: the annotation of a GenBank genome assembly